Molecule: messenger RNA, 2401 nt
Organism: Pocillopora meandrina
Lineage: Eukaryota; Metazoa; Cnidaria; Anthozoa; Scleractinia; Pocilloporidae
Source: the annotation of a GenBank genome assembly
UCUAAUUUGCAACUUUUAGCUGAGUUCGUUGAUUACGAACUUGGAAAAGUACUUGGGGCUGGUGCGUUUGGUUUGGUUAUCUCUGCGACACGCACUAACGGCAACCUGCCGGUAAGUUCUUCUGCUCUAUGAUUGGUGGGAAAAACUUGGGUCACCCUCUCAACCAAUCAGAUGCAAUCUUGAGUCUGCGCCCGACUCAUGUUUUCUGGCACUGUGGGUGGUUUGCCCGUUUUAUUUUGAGUUCUACAUAAAAGUUGUACAUAAAAGUAACUCUUAGCUUUGAUGGCGUAAAUUGCUGAGAUUCUUCAAGCAAGUAGCUUUUCCUUUUAAAUAAAAAAAGGAGGAGUAAUAAAAUAUAUAUAUGGCUAUCUUUUCAGGUGGCGCUUAAGUUCGUUCAGAAAAGUUCAGUCAAGGAGUUUAAAAAGGUUUGUAAACUUCAUGUUAUCAUAAGAAUAGAGUGGAGCGGGUUUGUGUUGUUAUCUAGACCAGUCAAAUAAAAAAGUAUAUGUUUCCCUUUUAGAAAAACUUCUUGAAUGCAAAAGGAGCUCGUCUUUAAGCCAAAAUUCACUUUCUUCCUUUCUUGCUACAGAUAAACGGCUUCGAAAUUCCGUCCGAGGCUUAUCUUCAGCGCCAGUCACGUCACCGUCACGUGAUCGAAAUAUACGAAGUUAUCAUCACUGACGAAUUCUACGUAUACGUUAUGGAAAGACCUCAAGUCUGUAAGGACUUGUUUGAGGUCAUACACGAGCGAGAUAACCUGGACCGACCACUGACAGAGAAUGAAGUGCGGCGGUACUUUGCCCAGAUCCUGCAGGCCAACAUCAGCUGCGAGGAGAAUGGUGUUCUACACCGCGACAUUAAGCCAGAGAAUAUCAUCGUGGACAUGAGUACUGAUGAGGCAAAGUUGAUUGAUUUCGGUCUGGCAUCUGAGGUUCAAGCUGAACCUUUCACGCAUUUCAGAGGUGAGAUUUAUAACGAAAAAGAGUACUUUUAACACAUCGGUCAAGUUAAAGGCAUUGAAACUCAGGUGAAACCUGCCCCUUCUAUAAUGAAGAACGGUCGCUGUAAACUAAUCGAUAUUCUUUGGCUCAGUCUAAUUCAUGGUUGUUAAAUUGAAGGACGGAAUAGGAUUUCAAAUGACAAAUCCAGUCUGAAAUCCUUAAAAAAAAAACAAAGCAAAAAAAAAAAAAAAAAUCCCUUUAACGAUUACUAGGAUCCCAUUACAACGAAUGCUUCAGCAAAAUUUAAUGUGAAAUGUCAAAAAGUAGUGAAGGAAAUGAGAAAGAUGAUUUUAAUGAAGAAUCUCUCAUUUCAAACAUUCUUGCCUCUACAUUUACUCGAACAAAACACGAGGAUAAACAGAUGAUUGGCGUAAUAUUUAUUGGCAAGUAAUUAACGGUGACGUUUUUUUUACUUUGCACUAUUUCAGGCACACCACACUACAUGCCUCCUGAGUACAGCCAAUCAAAGAAAUAUGACGGCUGUCAGGGCACGGUCUGGCAAAUGGGAAUCCUGUUGGUGGACAUGUUAUCACCUCAAGUACCCGCAUUUAAACAAUCACAUCUGGCCCUCAGUAUGCCACCUAGAGUACCCCAAAAUAUUUCAGCAGGUAUUUUAUUUACAGAACCUUCAGAUUCAUGGUACUUAAAAACAAAUUUUGAUAUUUGGGCCAAAUCUAGCUAUCAAACAGUUACCGCUUCCUUUGUUGUCCGCAAGAAGUCUGGGAUGGAGUGGUUGACAGGAGGCGUUUUCGGAGGGUCUUUCUCGAGAACGCAAAGGUUCAGUCAUCCGUAUGGGUUAAACCUCUGUGUAGAUUGUGGGGGAGGGGGUGGGGUGAAGGUUAUGCACUGAAAAAAGAACAGGUCUAGACUACGUGGUCUGUUAAGAAUUCCAUUGCAUGUAGUUUAAUUUUAAAUGUCACAAAUCAACCCCCAGACUGAAAAGAGGUUGGGAUUUAUACCCAUUUUUUCCUCUCCGUUUGUUAAAUCCUGUUUGGAAUGCAUUGAGACUGUUGUACGUUACAUCUUGCGUUGUCUGCAUACAAACAAAUUGUGCGCCAUAAAUAAAUGAGGAAGAAGCAGGAAAAUCAAACUUAUUCCAUGCGGUCGUUGCAAGUAUUUUCCUUCGUUAAUGUUCGAUUGGCCUUACCAUCUUUUCCCCUUUCUGUCUCCAAGGGAGUGGUCGUUUUAGCUUCAGACCGCUUCGAAAGUAAGAUCGUCCCAUGGAGUGUCUAACGUGAAUAACCAGUUUAACAUUAUUAGUUCUUAAAUGAUAAUUAUUUCUUGUUUCCUUUUGAACAGACGCAAAGAAUCUUAUCUACUCGCUACUGAACACAACUCCAAACAAUCGCCCAACUCUUAAGCAAACUCUACAGCAUCCAUGGUUUGCCAGAACAGACUAA